Molecule: messenger RNA, 765 nt
Organism: Dufourea novaeangliae
Lineage: Eukaryota; Metazoa; Arthropoda; Insecta; Hymenoptera; Halictidae
Product: zinc finger protein 2-like
Exons: 5
Coding region: 1-765 (254 amino acids)
Biological process (GO): regulation of transcription by RNA polymerase II
Cellular component (GO): chromosome
Molecular function (GO): chromatin insulator sequence binding
Source: RefSeq, a predicted model, not a curated record
AUGCCGGAAAAGCAAGGAACCGAGAAGAUUAAUUGUCGAGACGAGCUGGCCCUGUUCCACGCGAAAGACGAGAGAUUUCUGUUGGACGGCUACGAUCUUUCGACUGGCCUGUCCAUUAACCUGAAGAAGCACGUAUGCAGCUGCGGGAAAAUCUACAGCCAGAAGAGCUCCUUGGAUCGACAUCUACGAUACGAGUGCGGAAAGAUGCCGAACGUGCCCUGUCCCCAAUGCGGGAAAAUGUUCAAGCACAAGCACCACGUGACCCAGCACUUGAAAAGCUAUCCAGCUGGUCGGCCAUAUUACCAUCGAUCCCAGCCGAUACCCCGUCAAGAGGCCGAUGAUCAACGUGUCGCCGAGAGGCGAUUCUACUGCGACAAUUGCGGGAAAUCGUACAAAUGGAAGGAGUCGUUGUUCAAGCACAAACGGGUCGAGUGCGGAAAGUUGCCGCAAUUCUCGUGCGAGGUCUGCGGAUAUCGAUUCAUGCACAAGCAUCACUUGAUCAAACACAUGACCUCGAUCCAUCAAUUGGCCCCGGCCACUGGGGCCGUAAUAUUCCGUUGCCUGAAGCACUUGCUGGCGAAGAGGACAUUCGGGUGCACGAAUUGCGGCAAGCAGUACGCCAGACGCGAUUCCUUGUACAAGCACACGCAUUACGAGUGCGGAACGGAACCGAGGUUCGGCUGCACCGUGUGCGGUAGAAGAUUCAAGCGGAAACAUCAUCUGACGUACCAUGUGACGAACAUGCACAAGACCGCUCCGAAAUGA